UCCAUUUGUAACUUCCUUAUUAGAUUGACGUUGAUAAAAUUAAAAAUGCAAAUCGAAGAGAAAUUACAAGAUUUUGAUACAACAAAACUAGUUAGUACGCAUCAAGAUGAACUGCCUUGUCAACUUAAAGCGGUAUUAAAGAAGAUAGCUCAUGAAGAAGGUUAUUUAAACUAUAAUAUUCUAAGCAGGUCUAUAUCCACAGAAGGUGGUAACUACAUGGCUAUGCUAUAUGAAGUAGACUUAAAAGGUAGAACCAAUGAAGGAGAAAAAGAAACAAAUAUGUUUAUAAAGCGAGUCAUAUCACAGGAACAUGUAAAAAUAAUCAACCUUUCCGAUAUUUAUUCUAGGGAACUAUUUUUCUAUAAUGAUUUAAGUAAAGUAUUUAAAGAAUUGGAAACAGAAGCUGAUGUACCUUUAGAUGAAAGAUAUAAAUCUGUAAAAUCUUACAAUGAAAGUGAUACGGAGGCAAUAAUAAUGCAAAAUCUUAACAAAGAAGGUUUCACAACGAUAUACAGGAUGAAUGUAAUGCCACUAAAGUUCGCGGAGCUAUCCGUGCAACAAUUAGCAAGAUUUCACGCCUUGAGUUUCAUCAUUGAACAAAAAAGACCGGAAUAUUUUGAAAAGAAAAUAAAAAGCUUAAAACCUUCAAUACAAUAUGGCGAUGAUUAUGUUGAAUUUUGCAAAAAUAUGUACAAAGUAUCAUCAAACCGACUCAGUAAUGAAAUAAAGGAUAAAAUAGAUAAAAAAGCAGACGAAUAUAUGAAAAAUUAUUUGACUGGUCAUAAAACUGAUGUUAAAUGUCUCUGCCAUGGUGAUUACAGAAUGAACAACAUACUAUUGAAAUUAACGGAGGGGGAAAUAACGGAUGUGAUUCCUGUCGAUUACCAACUAAUGUACUACGGAUCGCCAAUUGUAGAUUUCUUAUUCUUCAUAUUUGGUGCUACAGACAAAGAAUUCCGUAGAAAUCAUUUCGUUCAUCUAAAGGAUAUGUAUCACGAAACGAUGGAACAGUACCUUAAGUAUUUUGACAUUGAUAUAGACAUAGUGUACCCAAAGAAGAAAUUCGAAAUGGAUUUCGAAGAUAAUUUGGAGUUUGGUUUAGAAUUAAAUUUGUAUAUCGCACCUAUUAUAUUUACUUUAGAAGAUGAUGUACCAGAUUUUGAUAAGGUUGAUUUAUUAGAAGUAAAGGUUAAGUUAGACGACAGAUACUAUGAAAGACUGCAAGGAGUUGUUGACGAUAUGAUUGAGUGGGGUAAAUUGUAAAAUAAAUCUGAUAAGUAAUAAAGAUAUUA
Papilio xuthus (Asian swallowtail) is the source of this 1292-nucleotide messenger RNA. RefSeq lists its product as uncharacterized. NCBI's taxonomy places the organism in Eukaryota, Metazoa, Arthropoda, Insecta, Lepidoptera, Papilionidae. The transcript is spliced from 2 exons. Bases 46 to 1263 code for a protein of 405 amino acids. The record is from RefSeq and is a predicted model, not a curated record.